AUGGCCUCACCGCUAGUGUCAACCGUGGGAUCCAUGGGACCGACGGUGUCCCGCGAGGUAUCGCCGGGGUACACCGAGGCGGAAAGUGACCUAGAACUGCGCGAGGAGCCCCGGACCAGCAGACGCGAGGAGCCCCGCACCAGCAAGCGCGAGGGGCCCCGCACCGGCAAGCGCGAGGAGCCUCACACCGGCAAGCGCGAGGAGCACCGGACCAGCAGACGCGAGGAGUCCCGCACCGGCAAGCGCGAGGAGCCCCGGACCAGCAGGCGCGAGGAGCCCCGGACCAGCAAGCACGAAGAGCCCCGUACCGGCAAGCGCGAGAAGCCCCACCCCAGCAAGCGCGUGGAGCGGCCUGAGGGAGGAAGGAGGGGCGCACGGAGACGCGGAAGGAGGAGCCCAGAAGAGGAGUCGUCGGCACGCACAACUGGGAGGUCGACGGCGCGGCGAGGGGAUCAGCGGCCGACAGACCCACAGGUCGAGGAGCCGCAGCCAACGCCGACCGAAACCGCGGUCAAAGAGCCGCAGACAACGCCGACCGAAACCGAGGUCAAAGAGCCGCAGGCAACGCAGGCCGACAUCGCGGAAAACAACGCGGCCGCUGAGGCACGACGCCUCGCGGAAUGGCACCGGCGGUUCGCGCUGGCCGCGGCGGCGGAGGAGCGGAGGCAACGGCGUGUAUGGGAGGACGCCUUGACGCUGGCAAAGAGGCUGAAGGCCACGCAGGAGGCUGAAAAGGCGGCGCAAGAAGCGGAGGCGGAGCGCCACAAACGGGACGUCGCGCACCAAUGGCGGUGUUGA
Messenger RNA from Drosophila miranda, 798 nucleotides. Its product is annotated as vicilin-like seed storage protein At2g18540. NCBI's taxonomy places the organism in Eukaryota, Metazoa, Arthropoda, Insecta, Diptera, Drosophilidae. The transcript is spliced from 4 exons. Bases 1 to 798 code for a protein of 265 amino acids. The record is from RefSeq and is a predicted model, not a curated record.